AUGUCCAGAAACACCAUUGAUAUUAACAAGUCCCUUCCUGCUAUUCCUUCGGUAAACCUUGAAAUACAGGAGGAGCAUGAUGAAGUACAGAAAGAAUAUGAUGAUUCUGAUCAAGAUGACAAUUCGAUGCAAGGAAUGCCUUCAAUGCAUUUUUCACAAAAUCCAAAAGCGAAUGAUGAUGCACAACGUAUUUCAGAAAAGAUUUCUCACCAUGUCAUGGAUAUAAGCAGUAAAAUGUUUGCGCAUGACACAGAUAUUACAAAAGAUGGCGAAGUUAUUACAAAAACCAUUGAAAGAGAUGUUAAUGCUACUAUAACCAAUGGAAAUUUUAUAACCAUUGGUAACGACCAGCGUGCAAAAAUUGGUAACUAUGGUGUAUUUGAUUAG
Dentiscutata heterogama is the source of this 387-nucleotide messenger RNA. NCBI's taxonomy places the organism in Eukaryota, Fungi, Glomeromycota, Glomeromycetes, Diversisporales, Gigasporaceae. The record is from the annotation of a GenBank genome assembly.